UGGUUGCAAAGUAGAUAAAACAAAUACUCGGCCUACAUUUCUGCAAACAGGCUGCUGCUCGUCCGCGUUUGUAUUAUUGACGGAGUAUUUUGGAGGAGUAUCAGAAAGUCAUAAAAAUGGAGAUGGGAAAAUGUUAUUCUCGGAAGGCUACAAGGAGUGGAUGGAACCGCCGCUUACUGUCCCUGGUGGUUGUCUUAUUGACCCUGGAAAUCACCACGGCCGAGGCCAGCAUUCAUAAGUCGACCUCUUUCAACAGGCUUUGCAAAAGAUGCGCAAUAAAGAACCAGGUGCCUCUGUCUACGACGGUAGAGAAAAGUGUGUUUCACUGUGGAAUGUUCUGCGUGAACUACCGAGACUGUGCUAUCUUCGACUGGUCUCAAGAGGGCGUGUGUAACGCUUACGCCUGGUCUAGCAGCUUGGAGUGGCGUGAAGAUGCCGAGUUUCGUGUUUAUGAAAUUGUUAACCCAUAAAGGGAAACACACGUCAAAUCAUGCUAUACGGUAUGUGCUUUUUAGCGCAAUUCACAAUAACAUCUCAAUGCACCUUUAAAGCAAAAUACACAUCAGUUCCCUGAUGGGCCCACUUUCAAAGAGCUGCUUAACCAAAACAGUCAUAGCUAACAAUUACUUACCUGAGUACUGUUAACAGUCAACACACCAUUUCACAAGCUCAAAUGUGUGACUGGUACCCUGCUUAUUUCGGCUUAGCAGAAAACUGUUAAGCCAAAUAUGCUGCUUAAGGAACGUUUCAGAUUUGGUAAGAAACACAAAUCGUGAAAAUCACAGAUUUACAUUAAACUUACACGGUCUAAUGAUGAUGAUAGUU
This is a messenger RNA of Asterias rubens (European starfish), 825 nucleotides long. RefSeq lists its product as uncharacterized. The transcript has 2 exons. The coding region runs from base 117 to 470 and encodes 117 amino acids. Lineage: Eukaryota; Metazoa; Echinodermata; Asteroidea; Forcipulatida; Asteriidae. The record is from RefSeq and is a predicted model, not a curated record.